Molecule: messenger RNA, 829 nt
Organism: Elaeis guineensis (African oil palm)
Lineage: Eukaryota; Viridiplantae; Streptophyta; Magnoliopsida; Arecales; Arecaceae
Source: RefSeq, a predicted model, not a curated record
CCAAAUUAGAUCAAGAGCAUUCCCAAAUAUCCAUUCUAAUCCCCUAAAUUAAGCCCGCCAUCUAUUGAGCGCCAGCUCGAAUCCCGUCCUCCCCCGCUGUCUCCCCCCGUCACCUCUAAUAAAAAACGAAACACUAACCCUAACCCUAGAAAUUUGAACGCCUUCGAGAAUACCAAUCCCUUGUCUUUCCAAUGCACGGCUUCGAUCGGGGCUUCCCGGACGGGCUCCGCCCCUACGAUGGCGGCGCGGUGGAUGACGGCCGGGGGCUGGCGGUCGUGAGCGGGAAGGCCUACAGCGCGGGUCAUACGAAUAUCCGCCGCCUGCCUCCACCGCCGGGGGCACGGUGGCGGGCGGUCGGGGGCGGGGGAUCCCUAACGACGUCGUCGGGGCCGGCGCCGUGGUGGGCCGCCGAGGCGGAGGCGAAGCGGCAGCGGAGGGUGGCGCGGUACAAGAUCUAUGCGGUGGAGGGCAAGGUCAAGGCCUCGAUCCGCAAGGGCUUCCGGCGGGUCAAGGCCCUCGUUCGGGGCUGGUGAGGGGGCGGCGGCGGCCGCGAUCUCGCCGGAGAGGGGGCCGAGGACAUUUUGCUUUUAUUAUGACCGAAAUGACCUCGCUGGAAUCGUUUUAUUACGUCUCCGUCCGCAGGAGGCCGGUCACCGGAGUUGAUGCCCGAGAUUGGAAGCAUUGGAUGGAUGGCGGAGAUUGGGAUGGAUGGCAUGGGUGUGAGAUGGGGGGCUUCUUUCGGUCGGCUUGGGUUUGUUGUGGAUUAUUUUACCGUUAUUGUCACAUUCUUUAAUUUAUUUGUUCGAUAAAUAUUUUAAAAUGUCCAUCU